Molecule: messenger RNA, 486 nt
Organism: Linum tenue
Lineage: Eukaryota; Viridiplantae; Streptophyta; Magnoliopsida; Malpighiales; Linaceae
Source: the annotation of a GenBank genome assembly
AUGGGUACAUCGGUUCGAGCUGUUGGUGUGUCUGCAGAAUCCAUGCAGAAUGAGAAGGAACUCUCAACAUUGAUCGAUAGUUUGAAAUCGGACCAUAGUUAUCUUAAGAAGCAGCUUGCAUCUUUGGAGGUUGCGUCACAGCCAAAGAAUGACGAGCUUGAUAGGCGGCUAGAGCUUGAGAAAAUUAUAUAUGCAGAGGAGAAACAGAUUGAUAGACUUGUGCAAGGGUCUAAGGAGCUAAAGGAGAAGGUUUGCAAAUAUGUUUUGCUUGGUUUUCUUUUCCCAAUUGCUGUUUCACUAAAAUCUCAGUCUCUGGCAAUUCAGAACAAGAUUGAAAAUGCUGGUGAACAUUAUGAUCUUGGAAAUAAGAUGGCAAAGCCAAGGUGGCUGGAGUUUAGCACGAGGCUUCUGCAGGACCAAAAUGGACUCUCAUUAACUUGGGAUCCUAUGAUUCCUAUCGGGAUCGGCGAAGCAUUUCCUUCCUAG